This is a messenger RNA of Papilio xuthus (Asian swallowtail), 1474 nucleotides long. RefSeq lists its product as uncharacterized. The coding region runs from base 310 to 1071 and encodes 253 amino acids. Gene Ontology annotation, biological process: regulation of transcription by RNA polymerase II. The record is from RefSeq and is a predicted model, not a curated record. Gene Ontology annotation, molecular function: DNA binding. NCBI's taxonomy places the organism in Eukaryota, Metazoa, Arthropoda, Insecta, Lepidoptera, Papilionidae. Gene Ontology annotation, cellular component: transcription regulator complex; nucleus. The transcript is spliced from 2 exons.
UGGAUAGGUCAUUGCUUGAAAAUAACAGCUUUUGCGUCAUUCCAACUUAAACGCGGAAUGUUUAAGUUCCUAACAGUUAAUUAUAUCUCUAUUAUUAGUCUGAAUCCCCACCACCACUACCAACCACAACCAUCAGCGCCAAAAUGACGAAGAUCAAAUAGGCACAAAAUACCACGGUUCAUAACCUAUCCUUGUAUAGAGGUCGGUGCGCGUCGCCGACAUUUUGUUUUUUCGUCGCUGACGCCAUGCCACGCCACGCCAGUCGCUCGCUACCUGUAUGUUAAGAUCGUCGCCAAAAAUGUUUUCAAGAUGUCGGAGCAAUUACUAAACAUAGAUUUUGUUUGUGAGGUUCAGAAGUAUCCUUGUUUAUACAAUUAUACUCUAAAAGAAUAUUCGAAAAAAGAUAUAACCGAAAAGGCAUGGGAAGCAGUAGGAAAAGUUGUUAAUUUAACAGCAUUGCAAGCGAAAGAGAAAUGGAAAAAUCUACGUUCAGUGUUCGUAAGAAACCUAAAACCUCAGCCAAAGGGUUCAAAAAAGAAGAAAUACUACUUAACAGAUGCAAUGCAAUUUAUUAAACCGUAUAUAAAAAUAGCUGGAACACCAUCAAGUUUACCCGAUCCCGAAGAACAAGACGAUGAAUACAAUGAACCACAAGACCCGCUGUCCCCUGCAUCAACACCAUCGCGCAGUUCAUCACCAACAUCAGAGUUAACUAGGCGUAGUUCAUCUGACUUCUCAAAUCAAAAUUAUAGAAGAAAAAAGAAAAAAAUAAGUGAGACUGACGAAUUAUUAAAUGAGUUUAUGAAAUCAAAAAAGACUAAAAAGGACGAUGGUGAGAAGCCAACAAUUAAUAACGCGAACAAGAUGUUUUUGUUAAGUUUGCUGCCAGAUUUAAAUUGUAUGACACCAACACAAACAAGAAUAUUUAAACGGCAAGUCAUAGAUUUAAUGGAUAAUAUAUUAACCGAACCCCCUAACUCUUCUACUCAUACGAUAACAUUGAAAUCAGAACACAUACCAAGUACAUCGAAUGCCUCAUCCUCGCAAAUAACUCGAUUAGAAGAAUGGUGAAAAACACAGGAAGAUGUGAGAGCUUCGUAAAAAUAAUUUCGUUAGCAGUUUUUAUCUAAUUUCAGGUUCGAACACAUUUAAGAUAUUUUGGUUAGCUUUUUCCCGCGAUUUCAUUUACGCGGAAUUAAAAAAAAAACAGGAUGAAUAAUACAAAAUGUUAUUUGAGUAUAUGUUCUAUAACUAUGCCAAAUUUCAAAUAAGAUAUGUCGAAACGUUGCAGAGUUAUAUUCCACGAGAAUUGUAUAGAAUUCCAGGAUCAUAGGUAUGUUUUCAUAAGGUAUUCUUCCAGAUUGUUUUCUACAUCUAUAGCAAAUUUCAUCGAGAUCCAUGUAGCCAUUCUAGAGAAACUUAGGUACAAACAACCAUCCAUUUAAACAUUCGCUUUUAUUUUAGUAAGAUUUUU